AUGUCUUUCGCUGCGCGAAACGCCCUGCGGCUCUCCCGAGCUGCCUCUCCUCGCAUUGCCGUCCCUCGACCUACUGCCCGCCUUUUCUCUGCAUCCCGCAUCAACGCCGUAUCCGACACACCUCAGAAGAAGAGCGUUGUCCGCGAGAAGGAAGUACCAGUUACUGUCUACGGUGCUGGUCAGGGACAAGGGGAUAAACACACUGUUCACGUUCCUGAGGACGCUGCUCAAGUCCCCUACGACAGCCCUGUUCCUCCUGUCGAGUAUGAUCUCGUUCAGCCCCUGGGUAAGAAAGUCUACGAGGCCAUGCCUCACACCAUGCGCAACAUGAGUGUCUACGGCAAGGUCAUCAUCAUUACUGGUGGUGCUCGUGGGCUGGGCAACCACAUGGCCCGCGCCUGUGCUGAAGCUGGUGCUAAAGCCAUUGUCAUUUUCGAUGCCAACCAGGAUCUCGGUGACGAAGCUGCUGCCGAGCUUCAUGACAAGUCGGGUCUUCCCGUCUCCUUUUUCAAAGUGGAUGUCCGCGAUGGGGCCGCCAUCAACGCUGCGGUCGAGUCUGUUGUUGAGCUCUAUGGUGCUCCCGAUGUCCUUGUCAACUCUGCCGGUAUCGCCGAUUCCAAUAUCAAGGCCGAGACUUACGACCCUGCCAUGUUCCGCCGCCUCAUUGAUAUCAACCUUACUGGCUCCUUCCUCAUGUCCCAGGCUGUUGGUCGCGCCAUGAUGGCCGCUGGUAAGCCUGGUAGCAUCGUUCUUGUUGCCUCUAUGUCCGGUUCCAUUGUCAACUACCCACAAGAGCAGAGCUGCUACAAUGCCUCAAAAGCCGGCGUGAUCCAGUUCGCCAAGUCGAUUGCUGCUGAGUGGGCCAAGUACAAGAUUCGUGUCAACUGCAUCUCCCCUGGUUACAUGGACACUGCCCUGAACCGUGUUCCCGCCCUUGAGGCCCAGAAGAAGAUAUGGAAGUCCCUGACUCCCCAGGACCGUCUUGGUGGCGUUGACGAGCUCAACGGUCUCUGCGUCUUCCUCGCAUCCGACGCUUCUAGCUUCAUGACUGGCUCCAACGUUAUUAUUGAUGGUGGCUAUUCCUGCUACUAA
Messenger RNA from Metarhizium robertsii ARSEF 23, 1092 nucleotides. Its product is annotated as Short-chain dehydrogenase/reductase SDR. Lineage: Eukaryota; Fungi; Ascomycota; Sordariomycetes; Hypocreales; Clavicipitaceae. The record is from RefSeq and is a predicted model, not a curated record. Bases 1 to 1092 code for a protein of 363 amino acids. The transcript has a single exon. Gene Ontology annotation, molecular function: oxidoreductase activity, acting on the CH-OH group of donors, NAD or NADP as acceptor.